Molecule: messenger RNA, 1407 nt
Organism: Adineta steineri
Lineage: Eukaryota; Metazoa; Rotifera; Eurotatoria; Adinetida; Adinetidae
Source: the annotation of a GenBank genome assembly
AUGUCUUUCUUUCGUUCAUUUCAUAAUAGUAAUAAAGAAAAAAUUCGCAAGUAUAAUAAAAGUGAUUCAAAAACAUUUUCUAGUGUACAACAAUGGUCUUAUUAUCAAGAUUUAGCUAUGCAAUCAGGUCAUUGUACGAUAUCAUCUGAACUUGUUUCUCUUCGUCAUUCUCAUUUUCAUCGUUCUCUGUACAAUCUUAUUUAUACACCUAAUGAUGAACUUGAUUAUUUUAUACAUUAUAUGGAUUCAUGUUCAUUAUUAUCUUAUAUAAAAUUUAUACUUGAUAUAAAUACAUUUGAGAAAAUACUUCGAGAAAAUUCCAAUGAUGAUCACCAAACAAUCGCAUUAACAUUAUUUCAUAGGUAUUUAUCAAUCGAUGCAAAAUAUAGUGUUCCAAUCAAUGAUGCAAUACGACGAACAACUCUUUUAUUAAUAUGUCCAUCAAAUAAUAAUAAUAAACCAGAUUCGAAUUGUUUUCAUAUGGCACGUGAACAUAUCUGGGAAUUAAUUGAACAAAAUGCCUAUCCGAUAUAUUUAGAAAGUAGUUUUCAUUUAAAUUAUCAAUUAAAAAUGUUAACAAGUAAUGAAUUACAAUUACAUGAUUUUUUAUAUCAUAAUAAUUCAUUAUCGUAUUUGAUGAAGUUUGCUGAACAAGAAAAAAUAACUAAUCUUAUUCGAUUUUGGAUUGAUGUAGAAGAUUUUUAUCAAAAUAUUAUCAAUAGACAACUUAAUAAUCAAGUAUUAACACAAAAUGCAUUAUCUAUUUAUGAACAAUAUAUUUCGUUGCAAGCACCAUUAAGAUUAGGUUUUGAUGAUGUUAUUCGUGCAAAAAUUGAGUGUAGUAUUUGUCAACCAGAUCUUAAUGCCGGUCCAUCUAUUGAUACAUUUGAUCAAGCAAGUUGGAUUGUUUAUAUUAUAUUACAACGUCAAUAUUUUCCUCAAUUUUUACAAAGUACGAUAUUUUAUCGAUAUAUUACUGAUCUUAUGUUAAAAUUACGUCAUGAUGAUUCUAUAUCCCAUUCACAACAAAUGAAAACAUUUGACUCUGAUAGAGCAUCGAUUAAUUCAGAUACUAUCAUACAAUCAAAACCAUUAAAUCGACAAAGAAAUAUAAGUACAUCAUCAUCCUGUUUAAGUAUUAAUCAAGAAACAGAUAUUCGACCUAAAGGACGAUUUUCAAUGGGAUAUGUUGAUUCAUUAGGCCGUUUUAUACGUGAUCCUGAUGUUGAUUCAAUUGAUAAUAGUUCAUCAUUGAAUCGUAAAACACCUUCGAAACCAUUCCAAUUUAUUACACAAUUAGUUCGUAAUGAACAAGAUGAAAUUGUAACCGAUGAAGCGGCAGCACAAUUUGCUAAAACAUUUAUUAAUGAAAUAACAAAUCAUACUGCUAAUUUAGAUAUUGAUUAA